This is a messenger RNA of Penicillium macrosclerotiorum, 723 nucleotides long. RefSeq lists its product as uncharacterized. Lineage: Eukaryota; Fungi; Ascomycota; Eurotiomycetes; Eurotiales; Aspergillaceae. The record is from RefSeq and is a predicted model, not a curated record. The transcript has 2 exons. Bases 1 to 723 code for a protein of 240 amino acids.
AUGAUCCAAGAAAGACUGAAUGACGCCGCUAUCAGCCUCCAUAGGGUGCUGAGACGGAAUAAGGUAUCUUUUGGUAUUUUUGGCGGUUAUGCUAUUGGCGUUCUCGGUGGUACUCGUGAAAGCAAAGAUAUCGAUUGCCUCGCAUCUGCAUCCAAGGAACAAAUUAUCUCUAUGAUGGAUAAGAAAGACGGAUUCGUUCUCAUCCCACAAUGCCGCCAGGACUACGUUGCAUUUUUCUGGUGUGGCAACCCUCCCGAAGAUAGGUAUCCAGUUCUCGUGGAGAUCUUUUGUGAAAGGUUUCCUGGCUCCCAGCAUACCAUGAAGUGUAUAAAGACCGGCGAACAUAUUCUAAGCGGACAACAGUUUGGAAAAGGCAUUUCGUGUUUCUUCGACCCCUUUCAUCUAUUCAAGGGCAAGCUUCGUGCUGCCGCUACCCGCUCAAAAUCCCAUGAUGCCGAGGACCUUUGCUGGCUAGCGGAUCGAUUCGGUACUACUCUCAAGGAAAGAAGUAGUGAACUAAAUCUUGAAUACCUCAGAGUGGCGAUGGAGCGAUAUCCUGAGCUCGAAAAAAUGUUUCGGGAACUCAACGUCGAUCUUGCAAGCGUUCGAAACGCUUCAGACAGCUUAGAGCUACCCUGCCCUUCGACGUUGACACCCGAAGCCACACUGGCACUUGAAUAUACGAUGGCCCCUGGGGAUGUCCAGUUUGGGCUGCUUGGAUAG